This is a messenger RNA of Haliaeetus leucocephalus (bald eagle), 837 nucleotides long. RefSeq names its product zinc transporter ZIP11-like. Gene Ontology annotation, cellular component: membrane. Lineage: Eukaryota; Metazoa; Chordata; Aves; Accipitriformes; Accipitridae. The record is from RefSeq and is a predicted model, not a curated record. Gene Ontology annotation, biological process: zinc ion transmembrane transport. The transcript has 4 exons. Bases 2 to 508 code for a protein of 168 amino acids. Gene Ontology annotation, molecular function: zinc ion transmembrane transporter activity.
CAUGAUCCCAGGACACGGGCCAGUGGUCCAGUCGGUGCUGGGAACCUUCCUCACCUGGGGGCUGACGGCGGCUGGCUCGGCGCUGGUGUUUGUGUUUUCCAGUGGGCAGAGGCGGAUCCUAGAUGGGAGCUUAGGCUUCGCCGCAGGGGUCAUGCUGGCUGCUUCCUACUGGUCCCUCCUGGCCCCGGCUAUCGACAUGGCCGAGGAGUCUGGCAGCUUUGGAGCCUUCGCUUUCUUCCCGGUGGCUGUCGGCUUUGCUCUGGGAGCAGCUUUCGUGUACUUUGCUGACCUGCUCAUCCCGGUGCUGGGUUUCAGCGGGCCUCCCCACAUAGCAUUUGCCUUGAGCUGCGACCAACGAGCGGUGAAAGAAAAAUAUGAGCAUGAACCUGCCCAUCACCUGGACUACGAGAGCGAGUUGUCCAUCCGGAUAGGUAGAGCUGGGCUCCAUCCAGGCAAGCAUCCUGUCAUAUACCAACCGCAGAGUGUACGGGGAAAAUACCCCCGUUAAACUGGCACCUAGGCUGUCACGUAUGUGAUUGAAAUUAGAUUGGUUUUGACAUGUGCAUGCAAAGUGCACCUUCUCUUCCCUCUCUGGAUCUGUCUCUGUGCUGGCUCUUAAUCCAAGAAUCAUUACUUCUGUUUCUACUUUAGUUCUCAAAACCACUUGCACGUCUGUCUGUGCCUAUGAAUUAUUGAUAAUUAGAUAUCUCAUUCACCAGGGAAAUGAAAUUGUCAGCUUAGCUCGAGAUAUGUUUAUUUUCAGCGUGGGCGCAGCGAGCGCUAACCCUGCCCUUGCCAAGUUAUGCCACGUUGAAGGUGCCCCGCGACACUGGCCCU